ACUGAUGAGAAAUCGUUCUGCAAUAACAAAAUUCAUCCUGCUAGGACUAACAGAUGACCCACAACUACAAGUUUUUCUAACAGUAUUUCUGUUUCUUACCUACAUUUUCACCGUUGCUGGAAAUCUAAUCAUUAUCCUCCUCACACUGGUGGACGUUCACCUCAAAACACCCACGUACUUUUUCCUUCGCAAUUUCUCCAUCUUAGAAAUAAUAUUUACAACUGUCUGUGUUCCCAGAUUCCUGUACAGCAUGACAACUGGGGACAAAAGUGUCACCUACAAUGCUUGUGUAGUCCAAUUAUUUUUUGUCAUCCUCGUUGGGGCAGCAGAAUUCUUUCUUCUAACUGCCAUGUCCUAUGACCGCUACGUGGCCAUCUGCAAGCCUCUGCACUACACCACCAUCAUGAAUGACAGGGUGUGCACCAUAUUUGUCCUUGGCUGUUGGCUGACUGGGUUACUUGUCAUACUCCCACCGCUUAGCCUGGGAGUUCAGCUAGAUUUGUGUAACUCCAAUCUCAUUGACCAUUUUGGCUGUGAUGCAUCCCCUCUUCUGAAGAUUGUUUGCUCAGACACGCAAUUUGUAGAACAAAUUGUUUUAACCAUGGCUGUGCUAACCCUCAUAUUCACACUAGUGUGUGUAAUUGUAUCCUAUACAUACAUCAUCAAGACCAUCUUAGGACUGCCCUCUGCUCAGCAAAGAAAAAAGGCUUUCUCUACUUGUUCUUCCCAUGUGAUUGUAGUUUCCCUCACCUAUGGAAGUUGCAUCUUCAUCUAUAUCAAACCAGCAAAGGAAGGAGUGGCCCUUAAUAAGGUGGUAUCACUGCUCAACACCUCAUUUAUCCCUUUGAUGAACCUUUUCAUUUACACUCUACGAAACAAGCAAGUCAAACAAGCCUUCAAGGACUCAUUAAAAAAGAUUGCAUUUCUUUCAGAGCAUUAGAAGAUUUUAAGUUUUCAAUAAUAUUUACAUAUAAUUGUUUCUUCUUUCACUGUGUGUUCUAAUUCAAAUCUAAACUACAGUUUCAUUAACCACUAAAGUUUUUUUUUUUUUUUAUUAACUCUUAUUAAGCUUCAAGUGAACGUUUACAAAUCCAAUCAGUCUGUCACGUAUAAGUUUACAUACAUCUUACUCCGUACUCCUACUUGCUCUCCCCCUAUUGAGUCAGCCCUUUCAGUCUCUCCUUUUGUGACAAUUUUGCCAGCUUGCCUCUCUCUCUAUCUUCCCAUCCCCCCUCCAGACAAGAGAUGCCAACACAAUCUCAAGUGUCCACCUGAAAUAAUUGGCUCACUCUUCAUCAGCAUCU
This is a messenger RNA of Loxodonta africana (African savanna elephant), 1304 nucleotides long. Its product is annotated as olfactory receptor 6C2-like. The transcript has a single exon. Gene Ontology annotation, biological process: G protein-coupled receptor signaling pathway. NCBI's taxonomy places the organism in Eukaryota, Metazoa, Chordata, Mammalia, Proboscidea, Elephantidae. Gene Ontology annotation, molecular function: G protein-coupled receptor activity; olfactory receptor activity. The record is from RefSeq and is a predicted model, not a curated record. Gene Ontology annotation, cellular component: membrane. Bases 5 to 940 code for a protein of 311 amino acids.